GAGAGAUUGUUUAUGAAGUUGAUCGAUCCCAGGGUUGUGCCGACAUAAACAGAUUCUCGAUUCAUGUGGUUAUGUACACAAGUUGCAGUUCUUCUGCUUGAAGAUGGAACAGCCUACAUAUUUAUUUAGGUGGCGACUCAUGGGUGGACGCAGGUUGUGGGAUUCUGCUUGGAGCUGCAGCUUGGAGGAGGAGGAGGAGGCUGUCGAACAGUGUGGGUUUACAAAUCAAGUCCUGCAUGUGCAAGGCUUUUGUUUACAUGGUUACGUAGGGGCUGCAAGAGCUUGAGUGAUAGAUAUUGUUGUAGAAAUUUGAAUCCGCGAAGUCUGCCUGCAACUGCAGAACGAUGUAAAUAAAUGGUCAUAUUGGUGGUGGUGGUGGUGGUGCGGAUGGAAUCGAUCAUGGAGGCUUAUCGGAGAUUCCGAGUGAGGGCUGAGUUUACGUAUGCUUUUCUGUGCCCAGGGAAACUUGGACUGAACCAAACCAAGGGUGUUGUUGUUGUUGUGUCACCGGAAAGGGGGAUGUUGUAAAUCUUGCCGUGCGGCUCGGAUGGUUUUGUUGUUGUUGCUGUUGUGGUUUUUGUGUUUUGUGUGUGUUUUUGUGUUUUUGUUCGGUUGCAGUCUCCUCCUCGGCUCUUUAUAAAUUUCCCCAACCAAUCUUCCCAUAUUUUUCCUUCGCUUGAACUUCUUCACUGUAUCCCUUCUGACGGCAACAGUAUUACCAAGAACCACAUCCCCCGUUUGAAGAGAAAUGUCCAACCAAGCACAGUCCACCAAUGGGGUCCACUCCAACGGACACUCCAAUGGCCACUCCAAUGGGACCAAUGGCCACUCCAACGGCCAUUCUAACGGCCAUCAACAACCCACCUCCACUCCGAUCCUCUCCAGCUCAAAUUCGAUCGAAACCCUCAACCAAUUCAUCACCACCCCAACCUCGCCUCAUCUCUCCGACUCUGUCUCGGGUCGAUGGGCCUCAUUGACCCCCAGUCCUAAUAACACCCGUCCUGAAAAUGUCGGGAUUCUGGCCAUGGAAGUCUAUUUCCCUCGACGAUGUAUCGAUGAGAGUGAACUGGAGAAAUUCGAUGGCGUGGCCGCUGUCAAGUAUACCAUCGGUCUCGGACAAGAACACAUGGCCUAUUGUGAUGACCGUGAAGAUAUCAACAGCUUUCUCUUGACCGUGACCCAAUCAUUGUUGACAAAGUACAACAUUGACCCCCGUUCGAUCGGCCGGAUCGAUGUGGGCACCGAGUCGAUCAUCGACAAGUCCAAGUCAGUCAAGACUCUCCUCAUGGAUCUUUUUGCGCCCUCCGGAAACACGGACAUCGAGGGUGUCGACUCGAAGAAUGCAUGCUACGGCGGCACGGCCGCUCUCUUCAACGUCAUCAACUGGGUAGAGAGCAGGAGCUGGGACGGCCGUUACGGCUUGGUCGUUGCCGGUGAUAUCGCCGUCUAUGCUGACGGCCCUGCUAGACCCGUCGGUGGGGCAGGCGCUGUGGCUAUGCUCAUCGGGCCCAAUGCCCCCAUGGUGUUCCAUCCUGUCCAUGGUACCCACAUGACCAACUGCUGGGACUUCUACAAACCCGCAUUAGCCUCAGAAUUCCCCGAAGUCGAUGGCCCGCUCACUCUCACUGCUUACUUGUCAGCUCUUGACAAUGUGUACGAUCGGUUCCGGGAAAAGAACGCUCAACCCGGCCGUAUGGUUGCCAACGGCUCGAGCGAUUCCAAAGCCAAUACCAGUCUUGAGUCUUUUGACUUUGUCGCUUUCCACGGCCCUUACGGGAAACUUGUUCAAAAGGCCACCGCACGAUUGUUGUACCUGGACUUUUGCAGCAACCCGGAGAAACCGGAAUUUGCUUCGGUAGAUAAGGCUUUGCUUUCGAUCCCCCGAGCCAAGAGCUACAACAACAAGGAGAUUGAAAAGACAUUUGUCAAGCUCAGCGAAGAGAUCUACAAAGCCAAGGUGGUGCCUACGACGCAAUGCAUGAAGAGGCUUGGGAACAUGUACACGGCCUCGCUCUAUGGGGCCUUGGGAUCGCUGAUCGAUUCGGUUGGCGGCUCGGAGGAUGUGGUCGGGAAGAAGGUGGCCAUGUUCAGUUACGGCAGUGGCUUGGCCUCCAGCUUCUUCCAGAUCGAGUUCCGAGGUGAGGUGAAGGAGAUGAGGGAGAAGAUCGACUUGAAGGCUCGGCUAGCCUCGAUGACUGUCAGUCCGUGUGCAGAGUGGAUCGAAGCUUUGAAAGUUCGGGAAGAGAAACAUAACAUCAACAAUUACACCCCCGAAGGCGAUGUCCAGAAGCUAUGGCCCGGCCAGAUCUAUCUCGAGAAUGUGGACAAGAGCUGGAGAAGGACUUAUCGAACCGCUUAGAAUGCACUUCUUCUUCUUCUUCCACCAUCAUCACCCUCACCUUUUUCUUGGGCUUCUUAUAUCUCUCACAACAAUCAUCUCAAAAAGCACCCUCCCAAUCCACUCGGAGAUUCCAGUUCAUCUUCUCUGUUACCGUAUCUUGAGUAUUUGUUUUCUCUUCAUCAGAAAAUAAACUAAAACUAAAACUAAAAAAUCAAUUUAGAUCCUAUCCUAACACUCCUCAAAACCAAAACUACACAUAUCCAUACCAUAUAGGGAGCCUGAGAAGUAGACGAUCCUCUCUCUCUCUCUCUCUCUUGAAGGUUUUUUUUUUUCCUUUUGAGGACUUCUCUCUCUCUACAUAAAACCCUUCAACAACCAUCUUAGACCUCUCUUUUCUUCAUAAAAUAAAAUCAACAAAUAACAAUAAAAGACGUCGUCCAAGAUACAUAUUAUACCUCUUUCUUUUUUUUCUCUUCACAAUAUUUAUAUAUCAUUUCUCACAUUCAACUCUUACUAUUGUUAUAUCAUUGCUAUCUCUUAUUAUUAGUAGACUUAUUUGCUCAUCUUAGUUGAAAAAAAAUUCUUGCCAAUCAUGAUGA
Molecule: messenger RNA, 2940 nt
Organism: Puccinia graminis f. sp. tritici CRL 75-36-700-3
Lineage: Eukaryota; Fungi; Basidiomycota; Pucciniomycetes; Pucciniales; Pucciniaceae
Product: hydroxymethylglutaryl-CoA synthase
Exons: 6
Coding region: 749-2359 (536 amino acids)
Biological process (GO): acetyl-CoA metabolic process; ergosterol biosynthetic process
Molecular function (GO): hydroxymethylglutaryl-CoA synthase activity
Source: RefSeq, a predicted model, not a curated record